This is a messenger RNA of Naegleria gruberi, 1806 nucleotides long. RefSeq lists its product as uncharacterized. The record is from RefSeq and is a predicted model, not a curated record. The transcript has a single exon. The coding region runs from base 1 to 1806 and encodes 601 amino acids. Lineage: Eukaryota; Heterolobosea; Eutetramitea; Acrasida; Naegleriidae.
AUGAGAAUAAGCAGAGCCAAGGUUGUAAUCUUUCUCGUGUUUGGAUUGGCCCUCUUCUUGAUUCCCUUCACCUAUUUUGUAUUGUUACAGAAUAAGCAUGUGCAGGAGGUUCUUAGGACAUCUCCUCCCCCUCCACCGAGAUAUAAAUUAUUGCAAGAAUUAACGACGAGUUAUUCGAGGAGUAUUUUGUUUGAUUCGGAAUCAUUGCAGGAUGGCAAUAAACAAUUACCGGAGGAAAUUAGUAAAUAUUUGGAAAAUGUGAUGGAGAGGGCACAAUUUCCGGCCGCUAGUGGAAUACCACAAUUGAUGACCAUUGUUGAAUCGGAAAAUGAUUUUAAAUUCGUGGAAAACUUGAUUAAUUCGGUGCAUAAUUUUUAUGAGAGGAAGAUUGAGACUUAUAAUGUGGAUGCAACGGUGCAGAAAUCUCCAAACUUUCCAAAGAGUGGACUUAUUCAUGAUCAAGUUUCUAACUUUGCAACUGAUGCCGAGUCAGUUUAUUGGAUGAUUUGGAGUGCCUUGACAUCUCAAGAUUAUAGGAAAGUAAUUAUUUGUAAUGUAGGAAUGAGUGAAGAUCAAGUAAAGAUUGCAAGCAAGUGGAGAAAUGUUCAAGUUGUCAAGGUUUCUACAUAUGAACUGCCCGAACAAAUGAAGAAGAAUUUAGAAAUCAAGACACUUAUACUCUAUUUAUUAUUGCAGAAUUAUCAUUCUGUUUUAUAUUUGGAUCCGAGGAUUCAACUUCGUGAAAAUUUGGACGAUUUGGAAAAUAUUCUCAACUCUCAAGGAUAUGUCCAACUCACAAAAUCAGCAAUAUCAAUGGCUCAGGAUGGAUCUUGUACUGAUUCUGUAAUUGGAUUUGUACAUGGCAGUAACAAGUACGAUAUCCUUGUUGAUACACUUACUUGUCAAUACAAGGGUGAGAAUUGCAAGUUGAUGGACAUAAUGAAAAAGGCAGGAUCUCAUUGCAGCUCUGAAUACUUCCCAAUAGAUUACAUCUCAAGUGAGAAUCAAAUACAAAAUGUGCAAUUACUAGACGAAAAAGCAGUAGCUGUAGUAAUACCAUUUUUAGAAAAUCAACUCGGAAAAAUAUUGGGAAAUCUUAUUGAGUGGAACGAGCCACAAUAUGCUCCAUGUGGUAAUAAGAAGGAUCUGAGGAAAACUUUUGAUUUGAUUUUUUAUAUGAAUAAGGACGUGAAUCAAGGUAUUGAAAACACUUUAAUUGAAUCACUUUCAAAAAAGAAAUCUGUAACAAAAUGUUUCAGACAAGUAAGAUUCUUGUAUGCUCAUUUGAAUGAGGAAAAACAUGACAAGUAUCCAUUCGGUCCAACCAAUCAAUUUUUUGGCAUGUUGGUAGAUAAUGCAGACUUUUAUACGACAUAUUCACACUUUCUUUAUUUGGAACCUGAUGUCAAGGCAUUGAGGCCAUUCUGGUUGGAACAUGUUACUUCAAUACUCAAACAUUACGAAAUAGUCAAGCCAGAUUUUUGGGUUAUUGGAUCACAGUUCAGAGGAGGAGGAAAAGUCUGGGCUUUGAUUAAUAGAUUCCACGUGAAUGGUAAUGCUCUCUACACCACAGAUGCCUCAUUCAGAUAUUAUAUGAAAAUGAUUAGAGAUCAUGCUCACGUCUUUGAUAUGGAUCCAUAUGAAUUUUUACUCACCUAUGACAAUUUCCAACUCACAAAGCACGUGUGGAAUAGAAUGAUAUUCCAUGAAUUUAUUCAAAAUUGGUACAGAACUAGGUGGCCAGAAAAACAGUUACGUAAACUAUUCCCAAGAACAUAUUUAAUCCAUGGUGGUUACAGAGAAUAA